AAGUGCGAAAUAUAAUCAAUAAUUAGAGCAAGGCUGUUAUGGACGCACUCAUACACUAACCCCAUCGGACGUACCCACAUAUACGUGUGGAAUGCGUGUACAAAGAAGCAUCUGAACACACAGGCGCAUACAUAGUAUAUACAUACAUGCACACACCUUCAUGUACAUUUGUACAUUCAAUUGCAUAUGGCCAUAUUAAAUGGCGUAAAGGAUGCAUGUGUGUGCCUGUAUGCAACUCAGCGUAGUAACAUAAGCCUGUGCUCAGCAACAAACUGUGCAACCAAAUCAAAAAGAAAACUGCACGCAGUUGCAGUCGUUAUAGCUAUAGAAAAUUGCACAGCAACAAAAUAACGGCAACAAAUAGCAAAAUAAAUAUAUCGAUUAUGUUCGUAUUCAACGUCGCAGUCGCAGUCUCGGUCGUCGUCGCUGUCGUUGUCGUUAGUGAUUGCUAGUGAGUGUAUCGGCGUUCGUUGUUUGGUGUACGCUCGCUCCCUUUUCGCAAGACCAACUGGCGACGAUGAUAAUUUUGGAUGUUAAACAAAAUAAGAAACAAUAAAGAAAUCUAAAACGGAAUAAUAACAAAGCAACAACAAACUGUGCUCAACAAACAUUUCAAUGCUUAGUAAUAGGAGCUUGGUUUGCUGUGGAUCUACGUAGUUUAGAAUGAAUUUUUAAUUAAAAAGUUUAAUUAAAAAGUUUAAAUAAAAAGUAUACUAAUACACAAUUUAUUGGGUUUUGGGAAUGACAAAGGAAACCAACGCAGCAUAGUCAGACGAAUAGCCGAUGUCAAGGAUUGCUAGAAUCAUCACGCUUCAAAUAAAACGAGGCGCAAACGGAUGUGGACAAAAGAAAAAAAGUCGGGACAGGAAAAAGUGCGAAUGUAGAAUUAAUGCCGUUGGGAGGGACAAAAAAUAACAAGAAAUCAAACUCAAUUGUUUCAAAGUGUUGUGAAGUAAGGAUAGUCGUAGAAUAACGCAUCAAUUCGAUCAGCUGCUUGGACGUAAGGCAAGCCAACCAAGGCUGGCGCAUCAUUCACCCAUAUAUAGUUACACAGACACAUCGAAAUAUAUUAAUUCGAAUGUCACUUGGUCGCAGGUGUAUUUACACAGAUGUCUGAUAUUUGUGGAACAGUUUCGUCGAGCCUCUCAUUGCGGAGACCGUCUCACCUACGACUUGCGAGAAUUUUGACGUGAAUCAACAGUUAAAAACAAUAAACGGAUAUUUUGAGUUCGACACCAGAGUCCAGCAUUAUAGAGUCUAUAACUUACGUCAUAAUUCCGUCGGAGGUCUCUGUUGCACUACUACUGCACAGGAUACUUCGCGCCAGUAAUCACUGACGUUGAUGCCGUUGCAAUUACUGCCAACUUCGUUGUCGAAGCAUGAUCUCACCGAAUCCAUCGAACUGCAGUGAAAGCGAUCAUCAUCUACACCACCAUGUGCAUCACACAGCAACCGCCGCAUCUCAAACUGGUGGCCACAGUGGCAGCAGCAGAGGACGCAUCGUAAGCAGCAGUAAUGUGUGCGGCGCGCGCUGUAAGUCAAUGCUUGGCUAUCAGCCGCAGCUGCAGAUGGUUAACGAUAACGAUGUCGUGGCUGGAAAUAGCUGCAGCGAUACUGGCUCAACAGGUGGCCGGUACAGUCCGCACCCGAACGAGAUGUUUCUACACCACCAUGGCAAACUAUCGAUUCAGCCGAUCACGGGAUACGAUGACGCAACGAAUUGCUGUCUGCCACCGCCAUCUCCAGCUCCAAACAACGAUAGAUACAUAAUGGGAGUUGCGUCACCGAAAAGUGCACAGAUAUGUGGUGCAAAUGGUAAUGUAAGUUGCCUGGAAAUGCACGCAACAUACGCUAAUUACGAUAGCGCCGAAGGCAAUAGCAGCGCUAACGGAAACGCACAGUCGCAACAAGCAAAUAUACAGCAGCAUCAUCAACAUCAACAGCAACCUCAGCAUAUUCAUUACGCCGCGCAAUCACUAUCAUCUUCUACAUCAACAUCACCGCUGGCUGCUAAUAGUGGUUGUGUCACAAACUUCACGCAAAAGUACGUAAGCAGCAUGCAACAGUGUUCAAUUUCACCGAAUACGCGGUUUCGCUUGUCGGAUCGAUAUCGUGAGGUGCCUACACCCAAAUCACUGGUGUUGAAUAACCCAUCCAGCGUUGGCAGCCAAAACGCGUAUGCAUCUGCUACAGGCGCAGUCACAUCACAGCCUUCCAGUGCCGCACGAUACGUUACUUCCGCACACUUUUUGACACAAAGUACGCCGCUGGUGGCAAGCGACACAUACACUUACCUUUCAUCGACAGUGCACACGCCAGUCAAGCGGUACGUACCGACCCCUCCACCGCCCAACGAACUAUACACUGACAUAUCGAUGCAGCCACCACCACCACAAACACCACAAACCCUAAGCAAAUGCGGAACCAACAGCAACGUAGUCGGCGUAAACGGUACCGGCGGUCACACAACGCAACAUGUCAACACAUUGCCCUAUCGCUUUCGAAUGAAAUGCUGCACCAAUGAUCCGCACAAUCCAGCUGUGACGCAGACAACCAAUUUAAAUACCUCGCCCUUGACCCAUAAUCUCGAACAUCGACCACUCUCCGUAACCGACUAUUACGCCACUUCACCUCGGACGCGACCAACCUAUGGAAAUAGUAGUCACAGCGGUCGCAGUGGCCAUAACAGUAGCGCUUGUUAUAGUGGUAAUACAAACGUUAUGGUAAACUCGAAAUGCACUUCUGCGAUAGGCAAAGAUUCUUCCAUACUCAUCUUGCACGAUCAACAAAUGCAAACAACUGGUCAUUCGGCGUCUACUAAGGUUAAUGGCACUGGUUCAUGCCUUUCUUCAUCGACCUUGGCGGGCUCUGUUGCUGGUUCGGUGUCAGGUAGGUCGUCUACUGCAUCACCGACAACUGUCCCUGGCAACAACUGUAACGGCAUGUAUGUGGUAGGAGUCAGCCGGUUGAAUACGACGAGUUCUGCACGCGCAAAUAAUACAAAUGUGAUAAGUGAUUACAUUCAACGGACGCCAAGCAUUGAAUACAUAAAUGCGACUGCAACGGCUGUCGGCCCGAUUGGCGGUCGUAUUUCCACACCCGUUACACAAAUAGAAGGCAACUCCGGAAAUGGAGCUAACAGCAGCAGCAUGAAUUCCAAUGCGGGCGCAGCCACGACUUGCUUGCAUUGCAACACAGUACGCCGCACAACGGGCGUACACCAAACGACACAAACAACGGGGCCCAUCAGUCCCAUACCACUACAACAGAUGAUGGAUGUCAUUAGCACCGGCGCUGUUGGUGGUAUGAAUAAUUGCAACGGCGGUUUCCUACAGAAUGUUCUAGACCAUGCGUCACUUACAUUGACACCAUCUACCAGUGAGUCACAUAUAUCCCCUCUCUCGCCAUCGGUGGCUGGUGCACAUAGUUCACACAUUCCAUUUCCGAGCAAAAUGGAUGAUGGUAGCAUUGGGGGUGGGGUCGAACAUCUGCAACAGCAACAGAUCGAGCAAAUAUACAUUGCGCAAAAGUCACAGAAACAGCAACCGAAAAAUGUCAUAACCCAGGGCACAGUCACAGAACAUGUUGGAGUGGUUAGCGGCAACCUAGGCAGUAUAGGCGGCCCCCAGCAACAACAUAAAGCCGUGGGGGGAAGUCGUUCGUUCAAUCAUCAGCAGCUAAUGCAGUCAAUGCAGCAACAAGUUAUGCAUCAGCCACAGCAGUCGUCGCCAUUACAACAACCCCUAAUGCAGCAACAGCAGAAAAUGCAGCGUUUUUCGCGUAAGAAACGUUUCAGCCAGUAUAUACGCAAAGAGAUAGCGCGCUUCUUUGGCGUAGAUGCCAGCUCGGAAGCUGAAGAGUUUGCUAUUUGGCAAGGCCGUCAACGACGUCUCGCUCUCCGUCGCUUUGGUGCGCUGAAGACCGACAGCGAGCUGCAUGCGGAAAUGAGCAAUAACAAUUCCGGCGAAGCAAAUAACCGUGUGAACUGCUAUGGUGGCUCCGGUGGUACAAGCCAACAGUACCAUCAACAUCACCAUCAUCAUUCGGAACGACCUGAUAUUUUACCCGCUCACGAUACGGAAGACAAUGAAUUGGCAAUCGAAUACUCGACACGCCGACGGCAUUUCUUGUAUGCCGACUUUCAAAUAGGUGAUCAUAUUGAGCGCAAAGCGACCGUAGCUACCAUGAUAAUGUCGAGCCUAACAUUUAUUGUUCAUACCUUAAAUAGGCGGCAGACGCGUAACUGUCGGCAGUGGUCUCGCAGCUUUGCGCCAGCUCACAUAAAUAAUAUUAAUGGUAUCGACAACUCAGGUGACGCUUUCGAAUGCCUUUCAGCGUUGCAAGACGACGAAGUGUUUUUCGACUCGGCUGGCACUGAGCAAGCCGUGGGCGGUGGGAACUUAAACGGCAACAACAACAGCAAUAGUGCAGCUGGCAUCUCCCUGCCGCAAUCGCUGGUCACGGGCGGCUUUAUGAGGACCGGCGGAUCCACUAUGAUAGCUAAUAGCGGUGCGAAAGUGAUUGAGCAUCAUCGACAGAUAUACAUGGGUGAACGCGUGCACGGUUGGCGCACUUCUUCUGUAAUAGGCGGCAGCUCGCAUGCGACCACAAAUAAUGAGCAAGUAACUGCAUCAGCACAAGCAUCAAACAGCGGUGGCGGAGUCAGCAUUAGCGUUGGCUUAGGCGGGCAGCAGCUGAGCAAUGUCUGUAGUAUGGCUGGUAGCUCACAGCAGACAAAGAAGUCAGCGAUCGCCGGUCAGAUUACUGCAUCAUCACUGCCAAAUGUACAUUCCACGAACGGGACACGUGGCUAUCGAAUUUCGGCGCAGCUGCUCGAUGGAGUACUAGAGAACUCCCGACGCCCGAUUCAGCGUAAGGUGAAAUUAUUUUCUGUUACCGAUCUCGACGAUCGUGCCGAUCACCGGCCAUUUUUUACUUACUGGAUUAAUACAGUGCAGAUUUUGGUGCUAUUAUUGUCACUUAUAUGUUACGGUAUCGGACCUAUCGGCAUUGGGGUCGAACAGAAAACUGGUCAGGUGUUGGUCACCAGCCUUAGCUUGCAAACAGUGCAGCACACAGAACAGCGAAAUGUUUGGAUUGGGCCCAGGAACAAUGAUUUGGUGCAUAUGGGUGCGAAGUUUGCCACCUGCAUGCGCAGUGAUGUUCGCAUCAUUGAUGUACUGUUGAAGACGCGGCGCCAAGAACGUGAAACAGCUUGCUGUAUUCGAAAUGAUGAUUCUGGAUGUGUACAAAGUUCACAAGCGGACUGCUCCGUGCGCGGACUUUUCCCAACCAAAUCUAUAUCGACUUGGAAGAAAUGGUCACCUGGAGAAUCGGGACCAGGCGGUCGUAUAUCCGGUUCGGUUUGUGGUCUGGAUCCAAAGUAUUGUGAUGCACCAGCAUCCAUAGCGCCAUACGAAUGGCCAGACGAUAUCACGAAAUGGCCCAUCUGCCGAAAAACGAAUUCUUUUUCACAACGUUUUCGCUACAAAGAUCACACCGCAGAGCAUAUGGUGUGUGAGGUGAUAGGCCAUCCGUGUUGCACUGGAGUCUAUGGAGAAUGCCGCAUUACCACCCGUGAAUAUUGUGAUUUCGUCAAUGGAUAUUUCCACGAAGAGGCUUCGCUGUGUUCGCAGGUAUGUUAAAACAAUUUGCAAUCUCAGGAUGCCAGGGAUUUAUUCUAAAAU
Messenger RNA from Rhagoletis pomonella (apple maggot), 5687 nucleotides. RefSeq names its product inactive rhomboid protein 1-like. Gene Ontology annotation, cellular component: endoplasmic reticulum membrane. The transcript is spliced from 3 exons. The record is from RefSeq and is a predicted model, not a curated record. Gene Ontology annotation, biological process: regulation of epidermal growth factor receptor signaling pathway; regulation of protein secretion. Bases 1380 to 5645 code for a protein of 1421 amino acids. NCBI's taxonomy places the organism in Eukaryota, Metazoa, Arthropoda, Insecta, Diptera, Tephritidae.